Aspergillus nidulans FGSC A4 is the source of this 414-nucleotide messenger RNA. RefSeq lists its product as uncharacterized. The transcript is spliced from 2 exons. The coding region runs from base 1 to 414 and encodes 137 amino acids. The record is from RefSeq and is a predicted model, not a curated record. NCBI's taxonomy places the organism in Eukaryota, Fungi, Ascomycota, Eurotiomycetes, Eurotiales, Aspergillaceae.
AUGACAGACUCCGAGCCCCAAGACCGGAUUAUUCGCCUGGUUAAUGACUUACCUAUUAUCAAGGAUACAGAACCUACACCCUCUGAUGCAGACUCUGAUGUCUCUGAUACCAAAUCUCCAGCUUCUGAGCGCAGUCAAACCUCCGACUCUGAACUUCCAGACAUCCCUCUACUUAUGGGUCUUACAUAUAAGGAAAUCAAGGCAUACGGGCUGAUAAUAUCAGCUAAUAAUAAGGCAAAAAUCACUGUAGAUGAGAUUCAAGAGUAUUUGAUUAUGCCUUCAUAUCCAGCUACAAAGGACUCUGGUAGUCUUGAGGACCCGGGAAUACUUUAUUUUAUCUACUGCUCGAACCCUAUCGGUCCUAAUAUAGAUUCAGAGAGCAUAAAUGCGAUCUUUACUAAAGAAAUAUCUUGA